AUGCCGAAGACAAAGGUGGAUAGGCUUGCUCAUGCCAAAGCAAAUGGCUAUGAGAGAGGCGCACAAGGACAAUGGGCAUCACAGGAUAGUGAUAUGAAUAAAAAAGAUUGUCUUUGUGAAGGGCAACCUGCACCAGACUUGGCCACUAUUAAGGACUUCAUUCGCUAUUAUAUAUUCUCCACCCAAGGAAUGCUCUCUAUCCGGCAAACCGUGUCUUCUGUGUUGAACUUUGCUGAACGAUUUUUUGCCAGGUUCACUCAUGUUACAAAGACCACUUUUGACAAGAAGGACGCAGAAGAUGUUUACUAUUGGAUUAGGAAGACCCUCAUUAAGGAGGAUAUUAUUGAGAACAAGAAACGCACCAAGCACAUGUUUACAUAUUGUGACUUAACCAAUAUCAUUUUUUCCAUGUGGACUGAUGAUGACCCAGUUUUCAUUCAUAAGCGACACAGGAUUCAAAUGACCUUUGCUAUCCUAAUAUACUGCUACUCCGGAGCAAGAAUUGGGGCCUUUAUUCCAGAUAUGUCAAAAGCAGAUUAUCAGGGACUGCGAUAUGAGGACAUUGAAUUAUAUCUAUAUUGCAGGCCUGAUGGCGAAAAGGAAAUUUUCUUCUGUCUUAGUCAAAAAUGGGUGAAAAACAAUCAUGACCCCAAAAAUACAGUGUUCCGUGUGGUAAUGAGAGAACACGGGAAGCUUCGCUUCAAUCCAGUCCCCUAUCUACUGAUGCUAGCAUUUGCAGACAACACGCUUUUCAGCUUAGAUAAUAUUGAGGCGCUGGACAACAUGGAACCUGAUGGACGAGCCCAUUUGGCUGCUGUGGAAGCCAUGUGUUCAAGUUUACAGCGCGGUCUUGCAAAUAAAAUUGAUAAGAUCGCCACUGAAGCCGAAAGAGGCCAGCUGCUGAACCAAACUGAUCCUCAUGUCUAUGGAUGCAGCUAUAUUGCAAACACUUCAGCUCUGAGUAGCAUGGAUGCCUUAAAGAACAGAUGCAUCAGGACCAUAUCAAAUAUCUCCAAGGGCGGUCAAGGACUUGUUUACUUAUAUACAUGGGACUAUGAUGUCGUGUAUCGUCCUGGGGAAGAGCCAUUGGGUGGUAUAUGUCCUGCAAGAGGCUGCAAUUUCUCAUUACAAAUACAGCAAGAAUUGUCACUUGCUCUUGGAUGCCGGCCACAGGACCUAGAGUACUGCUAUAAAUAUGUCCAGUUUGUUACUAAAGACAAGUGGGAAGAGCAUUGCAAAGGACAUCUUGAGUCCAUCAGCUCCCAACAGUGUGAGAUCAUCACCUACUGCCAUACCCUCAUCCGACCAGGGUACUGCCUUUUCUGCCUGGGAGAUAGCACCAAAUUACCUUCCAGGCGCAUGAAACCCUGGACGCGCAGUAAUGAGUUAAAGGAUCAUAUAGAAAGUGAUCAUCUGAUGGAUGCACAUUGGCCACAGCGGUGCCGACAUCCAAUGUGUAAUCAGCAAGACCUGGGUAAAAUGGCCCUGUAUUAUCAUCUUAGUGACAUACAUGGCCUACACAAUGCUAUUUGGAAUAAGACCAACAGACCCAUGUUUAAAGUUGAAGACACAGAUUCAGAGGUCGACGCAGAGCUGAACAAAACCAGAAAUAAGAGACAGCCUGGCAAAAUCGACAUAAGGGAGGCGGAAAGAAGGCGACCAAAAGGAUAG
Molecule: messenger RNA, 1671 nt
Organism: Rasamsonia emersonii CBS 393.64
Lineage: Eukaryota; Fungi; Ascomycota; Eurotiomycetes; Eurotiales; Trichocomaceae
Exons: 9
Coding region: 1-1671 (556 amino acids)
Source: RefSeq, a predicted model, not a curated record